This is a messenger RNA of Pogonomyrmex barbatus (red harvester ant), 701 nucleotides long. RefSeq names its product odorant receptor 13a-like. Gene Ontology annotation, cellular component: plasma membrane. Gene Ontology annotation, biological process: sensory perception of smell; detection of chemical stimulus involved in sensory perception of smell. Lineage: Eukaryota; Metazoa; Arthropoda; Insecta; Hymenoptera; Formicidae. Gene Ontology annotation, molecular function: olfactory receptor activity; odorant binding. The record is from RefSeq and is a predicted model, not a curated record.
AUUUUGAAUGGGCAGUGAACUUAAAUCGUUUUACUUUAAAUUUGCUUGGACUUUGGCCUAAAACAGUACGAAAUUCUCGGCAAAAGUUAAUAUGUAAUUCUCGAGUAUUUAUCACCUCGCUGGGAAUGAUAUUUUUCAUCAUUAUUCCUUGUAUACAUUCGUUGAUAAAAAUUUUUGGAGAUAUGUUGCUAAUGUUAGAUAAUUUACAAUUUACUUUAGCAGGCAUUAGCAGCGUUAUUAGAAUCAUUAAUUUUUGGUGGAAAAAAGAAGCUAUUAUACCAAUUAUGAAUAUGUUUGCGAAAGAUUGGAUAAAGCCGAAAAGUGCUCAAGGGAGAAAUUUUAUGAUCCGAAGAGCUCAAAGUGCACGCACACUUCUUAUAUGCUCCUAUAGCAUAAUGGGGAUAACGUGCAUCUACAUUACCAUACCGCCUAUUUUUGGGAUGACAAUCAGAUUGACUUCCAAUAUAACUGAUCCGGGAAGACCAAUGCCUUUACAAACCCAUUAUAUUUACGAUAUAACGAAAAGCCCACAAUAUGAAUUCACAUUUAUUAGUCAAGCCAUCUAUAUACCUAUCGCCAUGAUGGCCUAUGUUGGAAUUGACAAUUUUCUCAGUCUUCUAAUAUUUCAUAUAUGUGGUCAAUUGGAUAUACUCCAAAAUCGUUUAACACAUUUGGAUAAAUACGAAAAUUAUCACAAAGUA